Rhopalosiphum padi (bird cherry-oat aphid) is the source of this 965-nucleotide messenger RNA. Its product is annotated as 60S ribosome subunit biogenesis protein NIP7 homolog. NCBI's taxonomy places the organism in Eukaryota, Metazoa, Arthropoda, Insecta, Hemiptera, Aphididae. The coding region runs from base 362 to 904 and encodes 180 amino acids. Gene Ontology annotation, biological process: ribosomal large subunit biogenesis; ribosome assembly. Gene Ontology annotation, molecular function: RNA binding. The transcript is spliced from 4 exons. The record is from RefSeq and is a predicted model, not a curated record. Gene Ontology annotation, cellular component: nucleus; nucleolus; preribosome, large subunit precursor.
UGUAUCCUUGGAUUUAUGAGAAUAUUUUAUCAGAGAAUAUUCUGUGGUUAUAUUAUUACAUGUGCAACGUACACGCGGUAAAUUCAAUAGUUUAUGAUAACAGUUACACUAUAAUUUAUAGUCUACACAAGUCUACACAGUACACAUUUUACUUAAGUUGAUUAUCGGUACAGGCCACAGCACGAAUUAAAAGUUUUUAAAAAUAUAAUUCACAUUUAAUAUUGUUAUUGAUUUACGUUUGAAGUUAAAUAAUUCACUAUUAUCCAUCAUUCGUAUUUGUUUAGUUAUGAUCUUAUUUGUAGUUUAGUAACUAGUUAAGUUACUAGUUUUAAGUUAAAAAUAUAUAUAAAACAAAUUUACAAUGAAACAAUUGACAGAUGACCGAAUGAAAGUAUUUUUUGAAAAAUUGUCAAAAUACAUUGGCUCAAAUAUAAAAUUAUUAAUUGAUCGUUCAGAUGGAAAAUACUGUUUUCGUGAAAAGAAAGAUCGAGUUUAUUACGUGUCUGAAAAAGUAUUAAAUAUGGGAUCCAUGAUGAAUCCUGAUAACAUAAUUAGUAUAGGGACAUGCUUUGGUAAAUUUACUAAAUCUGGAAAAUUUAGAAUACAUAUAACAUCUUUAGAUUAUCUGGCUCCAUAUGCUCAGCAUAAAAUGUGGAUAAAACCUGCAGCUGAACAACAGUUUCUUUAUGGUCAUAAUGUAUUAAAGUCUGGUCUUGGGCGAAUUACAGAAAGUACUACUCAAUACCAAGGAGUUAUUGUAUUCUCAAUGAGUGAUGUUCCUUUGGGUUUUGGUGUCGCAGCAAAAAAUACUACUGAAUGUAAACACACAGAUCCACUAUCCGUAGUUUGUUUUAAUCAAGCCGAUAUCGGUGAAUUUAUUCGAUGUGAAGAUGAUUUAAUAUAAUACAUUUACUUGUAUUAUUAUUAUUAGGUAUUUUUAAUAAACAACUUGUUGACAUUCUAAA